AUGUCAGACAUGUACGUGUGGUUUAAAGGGAUACUUCUCCCUGCCUUGUCUUUCAAACUUGAACACUUGAGAGAAGUAUGGGAGACUUUUGUGUUUAAGGAUGAAGAUGUCGAGCCGGCCCCGUGGCUUAAGUCAGGAACACACUGGUUGGUUGAAAUUCUCUGCCUGAUUUUCUCCAAGGGGGAUCCCACGUGGAUCCAAUCUGUGCCCAUUUGGGACCGCUCACCCUGGGUAGAGACUGAGAGUGGCUAUAAUUCACUGAAGGAUAAGGAAGGCCCCCACCUCAUCAGCUCCCACCUCCCCAGCCAACUCAUCCCCAAGUCUCUCUUCAGUUCCAAAGCCAAGGUGAUUUGUCUCAUCAGAAAUCCCAGAGAUAGUCUUGUGCCUGGUUAUUUUUUCUAUAGGAUUUUGAAUUUUAUUAAGAAACCAGAGUCACUGGAACACUUUUUUGAAUGGUUCAUCCAAGGAAAUGGUGAGUGA
Messenger RNA from Diceros bicornis minor, 480 nucleotides. Its product is annotated as sulfotransferase 2A1-like. The transcript has 4 exons. Gene Ontology annotation, molecular function: sulfotransferase activity. Gene Ontology annotation, biological process: sulfation. NCBI's taxonomy places the organism in Eukaryota, Metazoa, Chordata, Mammalia, Perissodactyla, Rhinocerotidae. Gene Ontology annotation, cellular component: cytoplasm. The coding region runs from base 1 to 480 and encodes 159 amino acids. The record is from RefSeq and is a predicted model, not a curated record.